UUAGGUGUUUGAGUACGACAAUCCACUUGAGCCUCGUGCCAUGGCGAGACUUCUGGGCUUCGGUUUGGCCCUGGUGGUCGCUGGAACGGCUUGGACGGCUUUCUGCGGUUGGGCCACCUCUGGCCUUUCCUCGCGGAGUGGGACGGCUCUGUGGGCACAGCCCAACUUCGGAGAUAUUUUGGGAUCUGUGGGCAAAGUGGGUGAAGCGAUGAAGAAGAUGCCCGAGCUACAGAAACGUCUCCGCGAAACGCCCUCCACGGGCUCUGCGCUUGGGGGAAAGGUCAAAGUGACUUUGAGUGGCGAUUUGGCUCCGUUGAGUGUUGAGAUGGAUGAAGAAUUGAUGGAAGAAGGUUUGACUAGCAAGGUCUUGGCGGAUGCGGUCUUCGUGGCAAUUAAGGAAGCACACAAUGCAUCCUUAGAACUCUCCAGGACUGAGCUGUCCAAGUUCUACAAGGAAAUGGGGAUGCCUGUGCCUGGUGCUGGAGGCAUGCCUGGCGUGGGCGGUGGCCUCCCAGCGAAGCCAGCGGCACCCGCCGCCCCGGCGCCACCGCCGAUGGAGUUCGACCCGGCAGGGAUUGGACCACGCAUUGUGGACUAAGGCGCACCACCGCGCAGGCCGUCGCAGGCGACCUUGACAUUCUGCACACCGCGGUGGGCCAUGGCCAAACUUCUCCUGUGAGGAUUCAGAUCAGGGCUGGCCAAAGCAUGCAGUCAUGGCUUACAAUCAUGCUAGGUCCGCUGUUAGGGGAUGAACUGCAGAAGCUCCAUGUUGGGCGGUUGUUGCAGUUCCCUGCUCUGCCUAAUGACCGCAC
Messenger RNA from Durusdinium trenchii, 812 nucleotides. Lineage: Eukaryota; Dinophyceae; Suessiales; Symbiodiniaceae. The record is from the annotation of a GenBank genome assembly.